UCAUUAAAUCGAGAUAUGUCACAGAGCGGAACUCCUAAUUCUGUUACAUUUUCUUUCAUAUAAUGGUCAUUAUGGCCAAUUAAUAUGUAUAAAUUUAGAAACUGUAAGUGCUACAAGUAUUAACGAGACAUAAUUAUAUAAACUGAAACGUAAAAAACGUCAUAUUUCAAGUUCACAAAGUUGUUAACAAAAUACUUAAGACCAGCCGGCAAAGCAUCGGAUCUAUUUUGAAAGUUAAGUUCUCGUGUGCAAAUGUUUGAAAUUCGAAUAUAGAUAUAGAAAUUGAUUUAUUGAAUAUAAACGAAGGUGGCCAAAUUUGUUGUAGUAACAUGAUUGCCGUCAAAGCAGGCAUCCUGUUCCUUAGCAUAUUGUUUGUGCAUUGCGAUCGUUUGAGGCAGUUAGAGAGCAAAAUGUUUGCAAUGCAAAAAAUGACCUAUCAGGAUAUAGGUAUGCUUAGAGAAUCUGCCGAUAGAAACUUUGAGGAAUUGCAACGACUUAGUAUGAUUAUCAAUGCAUCUCUUUCACAAAUAUCACAUCCACCUACUCCAGGACAAACAUCUACUCCGGCCAGUAAGGAGGAAGAGUCUGACUCAAAAGUAACACAUUUAGAGUCACAAUUCAGGAGGCUCAAAAGAGGUUUCAAGGACCAAAAACUGUUCUUUCAUUCUUGGAAAGAAAAUUUGGGUAAUGAAGUAAAAGGUCUUCACAACAGAAUCGAAAACAUCCAAAUGCAAUCAAAUGAAAUAGCAGACAAAGUAAAUGAAACAAGCAUUGCUGUGAAUACAAUGAUGUCGUUCAUAAAAGAGGAUAUUGGGAGUAAUAUAAAGGGUUUUCAAGACAGUUUAGAAUACGUUAUGAAAUUUAAAGACACACUUGAGUUUAUUUCAAAUAAUGUAACUGAUAUUAAAGACCGUGAAGAUUUAAACACACGCAAACUAGACACUUUAUCGACAGUGAAUAAGAAUUUCAAUGAAAAAUUCACUUCGAGUCUUGAAAUCAUCAGGACUGAACAAAAAAUGUCUACAUCUGGUAAAGACGUGUUAAAUACUUGUUCUGCGGCGGUACAAAACUCAGAACAGAUUAUAAAUUUGAUGAACGCAUCUGGUGAUUUUAACACUAUAAGGUUAGUUGGUGGAUCGUCUUCUUCUGGUAGACUCGAAGUAUUCAUUAAGGGCGCUUGGGGAACAGUAUGUGAUGAUAAUUUUGGUACAAAUGAAGCUACGGUAGCCUGCAAGGCACUGGGCUUUAAACGUGGUACUUUCAGACAUAAAGCAUAUUAUGGGGAAGGUUCUGGUACUAUAUUAUUUGAUGAAGUACAAUGUAAAGGAUAUGAAAGGACUUUGUUUCAUUGUAAAAUUGACUAUGACACGUCCGAUUGUAAACAUUCGGAGGAUGUUGGUGUUUAUUGUUACAACUGAACCAGUGUUUUUUACGAACCAGAUUACUUAUAACUAAGCCAUGCAAAUGAUGCAAACAAAAAUGCAUUGUUUUAUUACAUUUUUUCUACAUUAUUAGCUCGUAUCAGGCCAAAUUAGCAAUGCACUACCGGUAUUAUAACGCCUACGGCUUCGUACGUUGUUAAAUAGACGAUAAACACCGCUCAGACCAAUAUUAUAUCUUAAAUGAAUUGUUUUUAUUGCCACAUUUCGAAACAAUACAUGUAAUCUUUUUUAGUUUUCUACAACAAUUUUAAAUGAGAUUAAAUUUUGGUUUUAAGUGUCAAGUCAAACAUUGCUCAGAUCUAAUAAAAGCUUCGAAUUAUUCUAAUUAAUAUGCACGCAUUUAUAUUUUUAUUUGGUAUGAGGUUUACAACAUUUUUGCUUCUAUUUUAAGCCUUUUUUAUUCCUAUUCAGAUCUACAUUUUAUUUUUAUCCAUAUGGCAAUAGCUUUUGAUUAAUGUUUUAUUCUGCUUUAUUAUAUUACUUUUUACGUUUUCAUAUUCUUUAUGUGCAUGUAGAUUCAAUAUUAAAUCGUCGUCUAUUUUUCUGUAGAAAACUUUGUUUUUUACUAUCAUUUCAUUCAUUUGUAAAUAGUUUCUAUAUUUUGUAUUCGUCUUGUCUAGUUAGAUUUGUACACUAUUACAGUGUGCCCAUGCCACGUGACUUUGAAGAUCAUUUUUUAUGUAGCAAAUUCACCGCUUGAUUCAUUUCUUUAAAGUCACAUUAGCUCUUUAUUUCUUUAUUUACUUUGACGAAAUAAAGUUGAGGCUACGGGAAUAGUUAUUUCUCAAAAGAUGUUUUGGUCUGAAAACGGAAAACUAUAUUUCCCUAUAGUAUGUGUCGUAAGAAAAAAGAUUGGGGAAAAAUAUUUUCUUAUUCCUAUUUAAUUUUUCUCAUGUGUAAUAGCUUCAUUAUUAUGUUGUUUACUUUUUGUUGUCUAAUUAUUUUUUAUAUGACUAUUUUCUUUAUGUACAUAAAACUUCUAUAUACAGACUUUUUCUAUUGCAAUAAUGUCCUUUUGUGCAUCACUUUUUUCUCGUGUAUAUUUUCCAUAACAUAUCGCCUCGAAUUCUGUAAAUUUGGCAAAAUUGGAUAAUUCUUAUUCCAAUUCAGCCAAACUUGAUCAGACAAUGACCUUAUAACAUUUGAAUCUUAAAUUCAUUCCUUGAAAAAUGAAAAAAAAAUAAAUAAAUAAAGCGAAUGAGUUUGUAUUGUUUCUAUAACAAUGUUUCUUCUCAUUGCUAAAAACUGAAUAUAAUUAUAACUAAAAAUAUGAGUAGGAAUCAUCAAAUUGCUUUGUUUUUGUACAUUACAACACUUGCAUGUAUCUACUUGAGAUUAUUUAUACAUUUAUAUUA
Ruditapes philippinarum (Manila clam) is the source of this 2797-nucleotide messenger RNA. RefSeq lists its product as uncharacterized. The transcript has 3 exons. Gene Ontology annotation, cellular component: membrane. The record is from RefSeq and is a predicted model, not a curated record. Lineage: Eukaryota; Metazoa; Mollusca; Bivalvia; Venerida; Veneridae. The coding region runs from base 330 to 1418 and encodes 362 amino acids.